Knipowitschia caucasica is the source of this 597-nucleotide messenger RNA. The record is from the annotation of a GenBank genome assembly. Lineage: Eukaryota; Metazoa; Chordata; Actinopteri; Gobiiformes; Gobiidae.
AUGGGUCAAAAAGGAACCAAAUUACCAGAGGCUCGGAUUCUGCUUUUGGGUCUGGAUAAUGCGGGCAAGUCCACUCUUCUCUACAAACUCAAACACAAGAUCUGCGUACAAACCAGUCCGACCGUAGGAUUCAACGUGGAAAUGAUUGAGGUGAGGAAAAACAGAAAGAAUAUUGCCGUAACCAUGUGGGACGUGGGCGGACAAGGUCCAAUGAGAGAGCACUGGAUGACUUUCUACCAGGACACCGCGGCCAUCGUGUUCGUGGUGGACAGUUCUGACCGGACGCGGUUUCACGAGUCGAAGCGAGAGCUUGAGCUGACCCUGGGCAGUGACGAGCUGCACUGCCGUCCCCUGGUGGUGCUGGCAAACAAACAGGAUGUAGAGGGCGCGAUGACAGUCUCCGAGAUCAAGAAUGGUUUAAGCCUGAGUAGACUGUGCCCGGACCGAGACUGGUUCGUUCAGCCGUGCUCUGCAUCCACCGGUUCUGGACUGGAGGAGGCCUUCAGGCGGCUGGUCCACAUGAUUAAACUCACACAUGUGACAGGAGUCAAGGGACACAUCAAGGAAACUGUGCAAUAUUUCAGAAGUGGAAACUGA